Pelodiscus sinensis (Chinese soft-shelled turtle) is the source of this 3270-nucleotide messenger RNA. Lineage: Eukaryota; Metazoa; Chordata; Testudines; Trionychidae. The record is from RefSeq and is a predicted model, not a curated record.
AUGGUUGAACAAUAUGAGAGCGCCUCCUGGAGCAGCGACCCGCUCUCCUUCCUGCAGAGCCUGUGCCACACCGUGGUGGUGCAGGGAGUCUCCGCGGGAGUGCCUCUCUUGCCUUUCUCUUCCCCCAGCGCCUCCUGGAGCAGCGACCCGCUCUCCUUCCUGCAGAGCCUGUGCCACACCGUGGUGGUGCAGGGAGUCUCCGCGGUCCUGGCCUUCCCGCAGAGCCCCGGGGAGAUGCUGGAGCUGGACUUCAUCUCCUCGGCUCUGAGCAUCCCGGUCCUCAGCAUCGUGCGCAGGGAGUUCCCGAGAAACAGCCAGAAUCCUCUGCACCUACAACUGAGUUUAGAAAAUUCAUUAAGCUCUGAUGCAGAUGUCACUUUCUCAAUCCUGAUGAUGAACAACUGGUACAAUUUCAGCUUGAUGCUAUGCCAAGAGUGGAAUGUCACAGAUUUUCUCUUGCUCACCCAAAAGAGUUCCAAGUUCCACCUUGGUUCCAUUAUAAAUAUCACCACAAACCUCACUUCAGCUAGUGACCUUCUGAACUACUUACAGGCUCACCUGGAGAGCAUUAAAGACACAGUCUCAACCAUAGUUAUGUUUGGCUGUGACAUGGAAAAGGCAAGGAGGGUUUUUGAAAUAACCACCCAGUUUGGCGUGAUGCCGCCUGAACUUCACUGGAUUCUUGGGGAUUCGCAAAACGUGGAAGAACUGAGGACAGAGGGCUUACCAUUGGGGCUCAUAGCUCACGGCAAAACCACACAGUCCGUUUUUGAGCAUUAUGUUCAGGACGCGAUGGAGCUAGUGGCAAGAGCUGUGGCAACGGCUACCCUGAUCCAACCGGAGUUGGCGCUUAUUCCAAGUACGACAAAUUGCAUGGACACAGAGGAAGCUAAUAUCACUUCAGGGCAAUAUUUAUCAAAAUUUUUAGCCAACACGACCUUUAAUGGUCUCAGUGGCCACAUUAAAGUGAAAGGCUCUUCCAUCAUCAGCUCCGAAAACAACUUCUUCAUUUGGAAUCUGCAGCAUGACCCUGUUGGAAACCCCAUGUGGACCCGACUGGGGAGCUGGCAAGAAGGCAAAAUCACCAUGGAUCGGGGGAUUUGGCCAGAGCAGGCCCAGAGGCACAAAAACCACAUCCUGCACCCUCCCCGGCUGCACCUGAGAGUAGUAACACUCAUAGAACACCCUUUUGUCUUCACGAGAAACGUGGAUGACGAAGGGCUGUGCCCGGCAGGACAAUUGUGCUUGGAUCCUCUGACCAACGAUUCGGGUGUAUUGGAUAGCCUCUUUGAAACCCUUCAAGGAGGGAAUGACACCGUGCCCAUUGAGUACAAAAAGUGCUGUUACGGCUACUGCAUCGACCUCCUGGAAAAGCUGGCUGAGGAUAUGAGCUUUGAUUUUGACUUGUACAUAGUUGGGGAUGGGAAAUACGGAGCUUGGAAAAAUGGCCACUGGACAGGCCUGGUGGGGGACCUCCUGGCUGGGACAGCCCACAUGGCCGUGACCUCAUUCAGCAUCAAUACAGCCCGUAGCCAAGUGAUUGAUUUCACCAGCCCUUUCUUUUCAACUAGCUUGGGCAUCUUAGUGAGGACCAGAGAUACAGCCGCUCCUAUUGGGGCCUUUAUGUGGCCACUCCACUGGACCAUGUGGCUGGGAAUAUUUGUUGCCCUCCAUAUUACGGCAAUAUUUCUCACACUGUAUGAGUGGAAAAGCCCCUUUGGGAUGACCCCCAAAGGAAGAAACAGGAAUAAAGUUUUCUCUUUCUCCUCCGCCCUGAACGUCUGUUACGCGAUCUUGUUUGGCAGGACAGCUGCCAUCAAACCCCCCAAAUGCUGGACUGGAAGGUUUCUAAUGAAUCUCUGGGCCAUUUUUUGUUUGUUUUGCCUGUCGACGUACACUGCAAACCUGGCUGCUGUCAUGGUAGGCGAGAAAAUCUAUGAGGAGCUUUCUGGAAUACAUGACCCCAAGCUCCACCACCCUUCCCAGGGAUUUCGCUUUGGGACGGUGAGAGAAAGCAGUGCUGAAGACUAUGUCAGACAGAGCUUCCCAGAGAUGCAUGAGUACAUGAGACGGUACAACGUGCCUGCAACUCCAGACGGCGUGGAACACCUGAAGCAUGAUCCAGAGAAACUAGAUGCCUUCAUCAUGGAUAAAGCGCUCUUGGAUUAUGAAGUAUCAAUAGAUGCAGACUGCAAACUCUUGACAGUGGGGAAACCGUUUGCCAUUGAAGGCUAUGGCAUUGGCCUUCCCCCAAACUCUCCACUGACCUCAAAUAUAUCUGAGUUGAUCAGCCAAUACAAGUCUCAUGGCUUCAUGGACGUGCUGCAUGACAAGUGGUACAAGGUAGUACCAUGUGGAAAAAGAAGUUUUGCGGUCACUGAGACCCUGCAAAUGGGCAUUAAGCAUUUCUCCGGACUCUUUGUGAUGUUGUGCGUUGGAUUUGCCUUGUCCAUUCUCACCACCAUCGGGGAACAUAUUGUACACAGAUUAGUCCUGCCGCGCAUCAAAAAGAAAUCCAAGAUGAAAUACUGGCUCCAUACAAGCCAGAGAUUGCAUCGUGCAUUAAACAGUUCGUUCACUGAGGAAAAGCACCAGCUUAAGACAAAACGAGUCGAAAAAAGGUCCAACCCGGGCAACAGCCGGCAUGCAGUGUGGAAUACAGCCCACCCAGGGAACUGCCACCGAAGGAAAUACCUAUGCAGCGAGGAAGGGCAAAACGAAGCAACCCUCACACAACACCAAGACAUACCUCUGCCCCAACUGAGGGGCGACGCGCCCGCCCCCCUGACAACGAAUGGGAAAGCAGACCCUCUGAACAUCGCGAGGACCUCCGUGAUCCAAGAGCUCACGGAAUUAGAGAAGCAGAUUCAAGCCAUCAAGCAGGAGCUGCAGCUCGUCAUGAAGAGAAAGACAGAGCUGGAAGAGUAUCAGAGGACAAACAGGCCUGUAGAGCCCUAAGCCAGCCCCCUGCAAGCCCCCUGUACAAUUUGCAAUGCACUUUUGGAAUGCCAGAAAAGAGGCACAGGGAGAAAACAAGCAAUAGGUGAUUCAGAAAGCCUCCAUCCCACAAAACAGCAAAUGCAAAAGCAGCAGGCAACUUACUCCGGGUUCUUUCCUAAGAACGAAUCUCUCGUUCUUUCCAUGGACAGCUAAAGGGUAGCCUCGGACAAGAGCUGCCAUGAGCAGCCAGACUGCACCGCCCCUGUUUUCUUCACAUGGCACUAACACAACGUUUUUAGCCCUUUCUGUGCAUUAAUUAAAAAAAAAUCU